AUGGCUAUACCAUCCCCCAUCGAGGGAUCUUGUAUUCCUACGUUCAUAAACCAAUAUAAGCAAGAGAAGUACGCAGCUCUGGCUAAAAGAGUUGCAGAUCUAUGCAACAAGGUUAUUUCGGAGAACGGCAUAAGCCUUCAAACUGAAAGCCGAGGGAAAGAACCUGAAAGCCUACAAAAAAAACUCGAGGAGCGCGAGCGCGAGAGCGGUCCUUACAAAGAUUCGAAAGAUAUUUAUGACAAGAUCAUCGAUCUUGCCGGAGCUCGAAUUAUCCUCAACAGACCGGAAGACCGCCAUACCAUCAAGGGCAUACUGUACGAUAUUUUCGAAGUUUCCAGAGAGAAACUUAUGGACCAAGAAAGUGGGUACAAAGCGGUGCAUUAUGUUGUGUACUUGAAGAAAGGCCGGUACUCAUCUUAUCUUCAAAAGACGGAAGCUAGAACACCGGUUGAAAUCCAAGUUCAAUCUCAUGGCAUAUGGCAAUGGAGCAAGCUAGAGCACGACUCUAUCUACAAGAUGAAGAGAGAUCCGAGUCCAGUGAUGAGAGACAAUCUCGGUUUUUCUAUUCGAGCUAUCACUCUGGCCGAGGACUUUGCUCAACAUACCAGGGAAAUGAAGGCCAAGAAAGAUGCAGAGUACGAAGAAAAGCAGGCAAAGUUCAAGGAAAAGUUGAAAAAUCCCUGGUCUGUUGGGCACUAUCUAGACAAGUGGAUUCCCAAACACGCUGCGGACUGGGCGAAAGACAAAUCAGGCAACCCGGGAUCUGCUACAGCUUUGUAUAAAUUCCUGGAUUCUCGGGAAUGGAGAACUGCCGAAUGUCUAGAUCGGUUGCUCAAAGAACACCUCGGUGAUGGCGCGCAAGACGAAUACUCGAAGGUCGCAAGGGAAUAUGGGCGCAUUGACUUGAACCUCAUCAUUUAUCUGAUUGACCGCGAGGUUCUGAAACACGAAGAAAAUGAAUUGCGUACCUCCCGAGGCCGCAACAGCAAUCAAGAGCAUUUACACAAAAUCCGAGUGCUUCUUAGCACAUUUAUCUGGAUGAAUCGUCUUUUUUCCCCACCUUUUGAAUGGCAUUGCUUGCUCGCGCGAAAUGAAGAUCGGAACAUUCUUCGGCCUGGAAUUCUUUGGCUUUCAAACAGCGCCCGCCAGCGCGCCAUCGAAAACGAAACCUGCCUGAAUCCCAAUGAGGUCAAUAAACUGAAGGGGCUGUGGACUUGGUUUAGCGAUAAUCGCGACCGGCCGAUCAAAUUGGCUUUCACAAUGUCAAACCAGGGGGUAGUUAGAGAUAUCCCAAAAGAACAGAAUGACCUGGAGAUCGCCUUUACGCCCCUGGUUGAGGGCUUGAGUCGGCAUGAGUUUUGA
Molecule: messenger RNA, 1362 nt
Organism: Penicillium atrosanguineum
Lineage: Eukaryota; Fungi; Ascomycota; Eurotiomycetes; Eurotiales; Aspergillaceae
Exons: 1
Coding region: 1-1362 (453 amino acids)
Biological process (GO): guanosine tetraphosphate metabolic process
Source: RefSeq, a predicted model, not a curated record